AUGGUAGCUAAUCACUUAAGUAGGAUUGAGGCUCUUGUGGUAACAUCUUCUUUACCCUUAGAUGAUUUUCCUGAUAAUAGACUUUGUGGUGUUGAUAUGACUGUUCUAUGGUAUGCUGACAUUGCUAAUUAUCUAGUUGCAUCUGUUUUACAGACUGAUAUGAAUAAGCAUCAAUUAAACAAGUUUAAAAGUGAUACUAAGUUCUAUAUAUGGGAUGAUCCCUACUUGUGGCACAUUUGCAAUGAUCAAGUUAUUAGGCGAUGCAUUCCUGAUAGUGAAUUUGAAUCUAUAUUGACAUUUUAUCACACUCUUGCUUGUAGAAGGCGCUUUAGUGCUAAACGUACUGCUAGGAAGGUUUUAGAAAGUGGAUUAUUUUGGCGCACUCUAUUCCAUGAUGCCCACGAGUUUUGUAAGAAGUGUUCCAGGUUUAGAAUUCCAAGAGCUAUCAUUAGUGAUCAAGGUACUCAUUUUUUCAACCGAAGUAUGCAGAGCUUACUUAGCAAGUAUGGUGUGAUGCAUAAGGUGGCUACUCCAUACCACCCUCAGACAAAUGGUCAAGCGGAACUCUCGAACAAAGAAAUUAAGCUCAUUCUUGAAAAGACAGUGCAACCUAAUAGAAAGGAUUAG
This is a messenger RNA of Neltuma alba, 627 nucleotides long. RefSeq lists its product as uncharacterized. The record is from RefSeq and is a predicted model, not a curated record. Gene Ontology annotation, biological process: DNA integration. Gene Ontology annotation, molecular function: nucleic acid binding. The coding region runs from base 1 to 627 and encodes 208 amino acids. The transcript is spliced from 2 exons. NCBI's taxonomy places the organism in Eukaryota, Viridiplantae, Streptophyta, Magnoliopsida, Fabales, Fabaceae.